AUGUCCGUGAGAUACGCACGGCUCCUGGCGGAGUGCAUACCUAAUCAUGACUACUUCACGGACAUUCUCACCGCCUUGCUCAGUGUCGGCCUCAUAAUAUCAUAUUUGCCCCAGCACUACCGUAUUAUCAGCAAGAACUCAUCUGAGGGGUUCAGCCCUCUAUUUCUGUUGCUUGGUGCGACUGGGUCUGCAUCGGGCAUGCUCAACAUGAUUGUCAUGCAAUGGGGUGUUCUGAAGUGCUGCGACGUAUAUAGCGCAGCCGACUGUCUCGAGACCGUUGGAGGGGUCAUCCAAGUUGGUUUGCAGUGGGCGUUGUUCAAUAUAACACAAAUCCUAUACAUAUUAUAUUUCCCCGUUCACUUGAAGUAUGUGACCGCGCGUACGUCUGAUGGAGCGCCCGUCAGGACCAAAGCGAAGACAUCGUCAUGGUCAUUGUCCAUCACGUUAUCCUGGGUCGUGCUUCUUCAUGUACUGCUCGAGACCUUCGCGACCGCGAUACUACUGUCCGGUUCUCCUCAUUCACCAGAUAGUUCAGUGCGCUCGGAACAAUUAGAGCUAUGGGCGACAUUCCUGGGUAUAUCAUCCGGAGUCCUGGUAGUGUUCCAGUAUGCGCCACAGAUCUGGCACACAUACAAGAUGCGCCUUGUCGGCGCUCUGAGCAUCCCAAUGAUGCUCAUGCAGACGCCCGGCGGAUUUGCCAUGGCACUUAGUAUCAUCCUUCGCCCGGGAACGAACUGGACAUCGUGGCUGCAGUUUGUUGUCGCAGCGGGCAUGCAGGCUAUUCUUCUCACCCUCUGCAUAUGCUGGAAAGUGCGGCAAAAUCGCCUGCAUAUCGACGACUUCGGUCGACCAUUGCCGCCCGAUGUCAUGGUGACCGCGGCGUCUCCUGCGCCAGACGAGCCUGCCAGCGUACAAGCACGUAUUGAAGCCGCUAUGGACGAACGCGCUCCUCUCCUUGGCCCUGAAGGUGUUCGCGUCCACCCGGCUAAGCCGAUUGAUCCGGAGGGGAAGAAGCGGAAGUGGUGGUGGUUUGGCUGA
This is a messenger RNA of Peniophora sp. CBMAI 1063, 1038 nucleotides long. NCBI's taxonomy places the organism in Eukaryota, Fungi, Basidiomycota, Agaricomycetes, Russulales, Peniophoraceae. The record is from the annotation of a GenBank genome assembly.